GGCUGGGGAACUGUGUGUUUUCAUGGGUUACUGUCUGAAUGGGAAGAAAAUGUAAGAGAGCUAGGAUCAGUUUCCAUGCCACACAGGACUCAUUAUGUAGUAUCUGAAUGGGGGACAGGGAGCAGAAUGGAAGCUGGUGACAGGGAGAAGAUGGAAGCCAGAGAGGAGCGUCAGACCAGGAGGGGAACUGAGAGUCUGAGUAGGUGUACAGGAUUGAGUGAGGAGCACAUUUGCAUUUUAGCAGAGACUCAGGAAAGGCUUGUGUGCGGAGAAGGAAGUCAGAAGAGAGGGGCUGUGUGUGGGGUAGGUUGUUAGAAAAGAGGUCAAAGACCGACUCUGUAAGAGAAAGAAAGCAUCUGCAAAUACUAAUGCUGUUCCUACAACUUGUGCUGUUGGUGGUUCUCCUCCCAGAUGGUGACAGUGAAGAUGAUUUCCAGGAGCCAGUCUCCUUCCGAAUCAUCCUGACCGCAUCCUUUUACAACCCCUCCUGGACACAAAAUCAAGGCUCAGCUUGGCUGGAUGAUUUGCAGACUCACGGAUGGGACAAUAAGACCGGUGCUUUCAUUUACCUGCAGCCUUGGUCUAAAGGCAACUUCAGCAAUGAGGAGCUGACGGAAGUAGAAAAGUUAUUCUACACAUACUCCAUUAGAUCUCCUUCAACAUUUCAUAACCACGUCAGCCAAUGGCAGCUUGAAUAUCCCUUCCAGGUUCAGCUGGUGUUAGGCUGUGAUUCCCACUUUGGAGAAGCAUCAGUAGGCUUCAUGCAGAUUGCUUAUCAAGGAUCAGAUCUCAUGAGUUUCCAGAACACGUCAUGGUGGCCUUCUCCAAAGGGAGGAAGUAGGGCUCAGCAGGUCUGCAGAGUAUUCAAUCAGUACCAUGUUUUCAAUGAAAUAGUAUACAAACUCCUCAGUGACUCCUGCCCCCGGUUCCUGUUGGGUCUUCUUGAAGCAGGGAAGGCGUAUCUCCAGCGACAAGUGAGGCCAGAAGCCUGGCUGUCCACUGGCCCCAGUCCGGGUCCUGGCCAUCUCCUGCUGGUGUGCCAUGUCUCUGGCUUCUACCCAAAGCCUGUGUCGGUGAUGUGGAUGCGUGGUGAGCAGGAACAACAGGGCACCCAGCGAGGUGAUGUUCUGCCCCAUGCUGAUGGGACGUGGUAUCUUCAGGUGUCUUUGGAUGUGAAAGCCAGGGAGGCUGUUGGCCUGUCGUGCUUGGUGAGACACAGUAGUCUAGGAGGCCAGGACAUCAUCCUCUACUGGGAGAAGCCCCAUUCCAUGGGCUUGGUCUUCCUGGUGGUGAUAGUGUCCCUGGUGCUUCUGGCCGGUCUGACGUUGUGGCUCUGGAAGUGCUGGAAAACACACUGGAGAUAUCCGUGCACUGACCUCCGUUCUGAACGAGAUCCCAGCAGCCCAGGCUCCAGUACUUACCUAAACCCAAUUCAGUGGUGAAGUCCUUACAACUCUCUGGGCGCAAGUUUGACUUUCAGUUGUGCUUAAUGAUCAGUUGUCAAUAGAAGCUCAGUGUAAUUCAGUGGGGUUUGUUGUUCUGACUUGGUUCUGGAACUUAACUCUCAAAUUUAACUCAGUGUAAAAUGAAGUCCCAGCACCUCCAUGGGUGACAGACAUCAGAUGUCACUUCUUCCAGAGAGCCCUCCCUUACUCAGAAGUGGAAGCUGUCUGUGGAGUGAGAAUUCCCACCACCUUUCCCUGCACUUUGACAGUUCUAUUCCCCAUCCCUGGUGCCUGUUUUCCCCAGUUAGGACAGUUUUCCUUCUAACUCUUAGGAUCCUUGAGAGCAAAGUCUAUAUGUUCUUCAUAUUUGUAUACUUGGGAAGGUGUCUCACCUGCAUGGAAAAUGUCCUCAAUAAAAACCCGUGUUGAAU
Messenger RNA from Lontra canadensis (Northern American river otter), 1876 nucleotides. RefSeq names its product T-cell surface glycoprotein CD1a-like. NCBI's taxonomy places the organism in Eukaryota, Metazoa, Chordata, Mammalia, Carnivora, Mustelidae. The coding region runs from base 369 to 1442 and encodes 357 amino acids. Gene Ontology annotation, cellular component: external side of plasma membrane. The transcript has 6 exons. The record is from RefSeq and is a predicted model, not a curated record. Gene Ontology annotation, biological process: positive regulation of T cell mediated cytotoxicity; antigen processing and presentation, endogenous lipid antigen via MHC class Ib; antigen processing and presentation, exogenous lipid antigen via MHC class Ib. Gene Ontology annotation, molecular function: endogenous lipid antigen binding; exogenous lipid antigen binding; lipopeptide binding.